AUGCUAACAACGAAUUCGUUAAAGCAAGAUUUACAGCAUACAAAUCAGUAUAUAAAUAGCUUAGCUCUAGGAGCGUUAACAAACGGGUCCCCUAUAGAGGUUGUUAGAUCUCUUAUACCUGAAGUUGAAGGUCUUCUACGAUGCAGCAAUCCCUUUAUUAGAAAGAAAGCAGCACUUGCUGCAGCAGCAAGCGUUAGAAGGAUAGGUGCUGAAGCUGCUGCUGCUCUGCUGCCUACCUUGCCGCUGCUCUGUAACGAUAAGUCGCACGGAGUGCUGCUUGGUGCAUGUGCUCUUAUCUUCGCUAUGUAUGAUACGCAGCAGCAGCAUGUCCUGCAGCAGCAGCAGCUGCAGCAGCUGCUGCCGCCACUUGCUAAAGCACUUAGAGCAUGCAGCAGCCCCACACAUCCACAGACAGCAGAAUAUGAUAUCGCUGGGAUCGUCGAUCCCCUCCUCCAAGCCAGACUUCUUAGAGCAAUUGCCUUACUCGCACAAGAAGACAUAGGUCUGACUGCAGGUAUAACAGAGUUGCUGGCUCACAUUGCAACCAACACAGAUGCUUCAAAAAAUGCCGGGAACUCGGUCUUGUUUGAAUGCGUACGCAGUAUUCUCGCUCUACAGACUGAUCAAGGUCUGCGCGUAUUGGCUGUGAAUAUUUUAAGCCGGUUUCUCUCGUCUAGAGAACCAAAUUUAAAAUAUGUGGCGAUCGAUUUGCUGCAGCAGCUGCUGCGACAAAAUCCUGCAGCUGUUAGCCGUCAUAGAGAUACUCUUCUUGAGUGUCUUAAGGAUGCAGACAGCUCGAUACGACGGCGGUCGCUGGAGGUGCUGCUGGCUGUGCUGAGCGUUGAAAAUAUCUGCACAUUGGGCAGAGAGCUGCUUUCUUUUUUAUUUGUUUGUGAAAAAGAAUUAAAACCAUUUGCUGCUGACCGUCUUGCUGCUGCUGCAGCAAUGCAUGCGCCUAACAGACGCUGGCAGUUUGAUGCUACAGUAAAACUCUUAUCUCUUGCAGGUAAUCAUGUAGAAGCAUCUGUCGGGUUCAAGCUGCUGCAAUUAAUUUCAAGGUCGGCUGAAUUGCAGCCCUACGCCGUGCACAAAUUAUUUUUUUGUCUUCGAGACGGCAGCGCAAAUAACCCAGUGCUAGCGAAGACGGCGUUAUACUGCGUGGGGGAGUUUGGGGAGAUGUUGGUUGCAGAGGACAAAUCACAUCUGCUAGUUAAGCAGCAACAGCAGCAGCAGCAGCUGCUGCUGCAGCAGCAGCAGCAGCAACAGCAGCCGCAGGAUCCUGCAGCUGCUGCACUUGCAUUAACUGCAACUGAUGUUGUCGACACGCUGCAGCAAAUCUGCAUCGGGGUGAAGGGAGGACACCUCAAGGGAACGAAGAAUGCAGCAACAACAUCAGCAGCAGCAGCUGCUGCUGCUGCAGCAGCAGCAAACGGAUCCUCUGGGGUUGCGGAGUGUCUCGUUACAUGCCUAGCGAAACUCGCCGUCAAACUACCCGAGCAGCGGGACCGGCUGGUGCAGCUGCUGCAGCCCUUCACCAGCAGCAGCAACCUGGAGGUGCAGCAGCGCAGCACGGAGUAUGCAGCGCUGCUGCAGUCAGACGAAUGGCAGCCUGAGGACUUAGCAGCUAUUUUCGCUCGCAUGCCGGUGCAGCAGCAGCAGCAGCAGCAGCAGCAGCAGCAAGAGAAGCCCAUUGGAGAGGUGUACUUUGACCUCGCAGACCUCCCUCCAGAGCCUGAAUCAGCAGCAGCAGCAGAUAUAUCUUCUUCAGGUGUCUCUACAGCUCCGCAGCAGCAGCAAACUGCAAACGGCACCACAGGGGCGCAUUUGUUGGAGCUUGACGAUCUCCUAGGCCUCUCCGCCUCUCCCUCAGCUGCUCAGCCUGCUGCUGCUGCUGCUCCCAGCAGCAGCAGCAGCAGCAGCAACGGUGGCGGAGGUUUGGAUUUGCUGGCGGAUUUACUGGCGGGGGCCUCCGUAUCUUCUCCUACGGGUAACCACAAUGCAGCAGCAGCAGCAGCACCAGCAGCAGCAGCAGCAGCACCAGCAGCAACGGCAGCAGCAGGAGCUCCUACGGCGUCAGCGGACCCUUUUGCUGGCCUUAUAGACCUCGCAAACCCUUUGUCAGCAGCAGCAGCACCUGCACCAGCAGCACCAGCAGCACCAGCAGCAACAGCAGCAAACACCUCUCCUACAGGCAUGAUAGGCCAAGUGGAGCCUCUGUCUUCUUUGUUGGAGUCAUCGAUCCGCCCGCUUAGCCCUUCAGCAGCAGCAGUAGCAGCAGCACCAGCAGCAACAGUAGGUGCAGCAGCAGCGGGAGACGUCUCUUCGUCUCCGCUUGCGGUUGCUUUGAGUUCAACCGCGAUGAGCCCGCCUUCCCCAGCAGCAGCAGCAGCAGGAGCAGCAGGAGGAGCAGCAGGAGGAGCAGCAGAUGGACCAGCAGUAGCAACUGUAGGGCCUGGAGGUGUUGCUGCGGUGCAGGUUCUAAAUGAAGAGGGCCUCGUAAUAAUGCUUGAGUGCUGCGCAGCAGGGAUAGGGGCGUGUGAAGUGGUUGCAACGUUUGCUGCUGCUGCUGCUGCUGGCAGCACACCGCUGCAGCAGUUUCGCUUCGAAGCUGCUGUUCCUAAAUACCUUCAGCUGCAGCUGGAGCCCCCAUCUGCAACAGAAGUCACCCCGGGGGGCCCUCCAGUGCGGCAGCGCCUCAGGAUAACCUCUGCCCCAGCAGCAGCAGCAGCAGCAGCAGGAACAAGCCAGCAGGAUAAGCCGCUGCUGCUUAAGUGCAGGGUUACCUAUAUAAAAGACAGCCAGAUUGUACAGAAGAGCACAAAGGUUGCGUCUUUCCCUUCAUCUAUGUUGGGCUCUUAA
This is a messenger RNA of Eimeria acervulina, 2859 nucleotides long. RefSeq names its product gamma-adaptin, putative. The transcript is spliced from 8 exons. Gene Ontology annotation, molecular function: clathrin-cargo adaptor activity. Gene Ontology annotation, cellular component: membrane coat; Golgi apparatus; AP-1 adaptor complex. Gene Ontology annotation, biological process: intracellular protein transport; Golgi to vacuole transport; receptor-mediated endocytosis. Lineage: Eukaryota; Apicomplexa; Conoidasida; Eucoccidiorida; Eimeriidae. The coding region runs from base 1 to 2859 and encodes 952 amino acids. The record is from RefSeq and is a predicted model, not a curated record.